Molecule: messenger RNA, 2414 nt
Organism: Acanthaster planci (crown-of-thorns starfish)
Lineage: Eukaryota; Metazoa; Echinodermata; Asteroidea; Valvatida; Acanthasteridae
Product: tubulin alpha-1C chain-like
Biological process (GO): microtubule-based process
Cellular component (GO): microtubule
Molecular function (GO): structural constituent of cytoskeleton; GTP binding
Source: RefSeq, a predicted model, not a curated record
CGAGUGUUCAUUCCUCCAGGAUCAGGCAAUGAGUUUAUAGGCAGUGCAUCUCUGUCAAGGUUAGUAGUCCCAUCACAUUGGAAUUGAUAAACCAAUACUUGACGGAGAAAUAAUAACAACAGUUGUCUGCACAAUGCGUGAAUGUAUCUCAGUCCACAUCGGCCAGGCCGGAGUCCAGAUGGGCAAUGCCUGCUGGGAGCUGUACUGCCUGGAGCACGGCAUCCAGCCUGAUGGUAAGAUGCCUAGCGACACGAGCCAUGGUCAAUGCACCGACUCCUUCAACACCUUCUUCAGCGAGACUGGCGCGGGACAACACGUUCCCCGUGCUAUCUUUGUCGACCUUGAGCCCACGGUCAUAGAUGAGGUACGCAAUGGCCCCUACCGUCAGCUCUUUCACCCUGAGCAGAUGAUCACAGGCAAGGAAGACGCCGCCAACAACUACGCACGGGGCCAUUACACGGUGGGCAAAGACCACAUAGACCAAGUUCAAGAUAGGAUCCGAAAACUGACGGAGAUGUGUAGUGGACUUCAAGGGUUCUUGUUCUUCCACAGCUUUGGUGGAGGCACUGGCUCUGGUUUUACUUCUCUUCUGAUGGAGCGUCUUUCCAUUGAAUACGGCAAGAAGUCCAAGCUAGAGUUUUCCAUCUAUCCGGCUCCUCAGAUGUCUUCUGCCGUGGUAGAGCCCUACAACUCCAUUUUAACCACUCAUGUCACCUUGGAGCACUCUGACUGCGCCUUCAUGGUCGACAACGAGGCCAUAUAUGAAAUUUGCCGUCGCAACCUCAACAUCGAACGACCGACUUACUCCAACCUCAACCGUCUAAUUGCUCAGAUUGUGUCCUCAAUCACUGCCUCUUUACGUUUUGAUGGCGCCCUCAACGUUGACCUGAAUGAGUUCCAGACCAACUUGGUGCCUUACCCAAGGAUUCAUUUUCCUCUUGUUACCUAUGCGCCCAUUGUGAGCAAGGAAAAGGCCUUCCAUGAAAAAUUUAGCGUUGGAGAGAUCACCAACGCCUGUUUUGAGCCGGUCAAUCAGAUGGUGAAGUGCGAUAUUAGUCAAGGCAAGUACAUGGCCUGCUGUCUGCUUUACCGUGGUGAUGUUGUCCCUAAAGAUGUCAGUAGAUCCAUUACAACCAUAAAGACCAAGCGUACCAUCCAGUUCGUCGACUGGUGUCCAACUGGCUUCAAGGUGGGCAUCAACAACCAGCCGCCCACCGUCGUGCCUGGCGGUGAUUUGGCCAAGGUGCAGCGUGCCGUCUGCAUGCUGAGCAACACCACGGCCAUCGCCGAGGCCUGGGCUCGUCUGGAUCACAAGUUCGAUCAGAUGUACGCCAAGCGUGCCUUCGUCCACUGGUACGUGGGAGAGGGUAUGGAGGAGGGCGAGUUCUCUGAGGCUCGAGACGACUUGGCUGCCUUAGAGAAAGAUUACGAGGAGGUUGGGGCAGACUCUCUUCCUGAGGACAGUGAGGGUGUAAAUGAAGAAUACUAAUGAUGGGUUGUGUAUCGGCUCAAAUUAUUUUUUUCACCUUUGGCCGCUGUUUCUUGGUUAUUUUUUUGUCCGUAUCAAUAAGUUACCAUUAAAGAGAAGGUUUGCAGAAACACCAUUAUAGGAUUGAACUCUGUAUGACUGGUGAUUCUGAAUAGAAGGUUCAGUCUUGUUUUGAUUACCCUGUGACCCUGUUUUGAUGACAAAAGAGGGUGUCGGUUUUCGUAUGUUAAAUUACAUGUAUACAUUUAGAACAUUAUGAUAAAGAUUCUUACUGUUUGAAAUUCCUCUUUAUAGGUUCCUGUUGUUAUUGUUUUUCAUUUUAAUUUACCUUUCUGUCAUUGCUUAGUCUUUUAUUUUAAUUUGUAAAAUUAUUCCUCUGCAAAAUUUAACGCAUUUCUUCGUGUACGUUGAUGUGUAACAACGCCCUCUAACAGCUGUUUAUGUCUAACACUUAGAUUGUUGGCGUCCUUGUUAAUAUAGCAAAAAUACAUCGAGUCAGUCGGUAAUUUACUGAUCUUAUUGAUUAAUAAUCAGUCCGAUUACUGAUCAGAUAACAGACUAUAUCAUUAGGCAGAGAAAUAUUUUCCUCGAUUAAUGACUGAUGUAAUGGGAAGAAUACAAUGACCACAUACACACAUUCUAAGGGCUUACCAGUUUGUUGCAAUAUGAAAUUCUUUUGUUAUUACAAAAUUACUUUGAAGACAAAGAUUAAAAUUAAAAUGAACAGAACCUUAUUAAAUUUUUUAUCAGCAAUUUAAUGUUUGAAUUUGAUUUUCAAAGUUUUGUAGCUCCGUUAUUUCAUACGAAUUGUUAUUUACUGUUUCAGAGGUAGAUGGAGAGAUAUGUGCAUGAGUGCUUUUCAAAAUUGCAUUUUCAACAACUGCAAAAUGAAAAUUUUGCAUAGAAUAAUAACAAACGAACUUAA